This is a messenger RNA of Colletotrichum lupini, 2751 nucleotides long. RefSeq names its product obg family GTPase CgtA. The record is from RefSeq and is a predicted model, not a curated record. Lineage: Eukaryota; Fungi; Ascomycota; Sordariomycetes; Glomerellales; Glomerellaceae. Gene Ontology annotation, cellular component: mitochondrion. Gene Ontology annotation, molecular function: GTPase activity; GTP binding. The coding region runs from base 1 to 2751 and encodes 916 amino acids. The transcript has 6 exons.
AUGCUCUACGGGUACAACCACUGGGGAACUAAGACACCGCCGAUGGUCCAACGGGAGACACCGAAGAGGAAAGAAAGCGGAGAGGGGCAGGAGAAGUCGGGCGGGUCAGCGUUUGCAGGCCGAGACGACCGGCGGGGUGGGGUGGCUGGUCUGCACCUUCCAAUGCUCCUCAUCACCCAACUUAGGACAAACUGCGUAGGUACCAGGCCAUCAACACCACCACCCACCUUCAUUGAGGGAAAGUUUGAUGCACAAGAGACGAACCAGUCCACACUACAGGAAGGAGGGGGCGAGCAACCAUUGUAUACCUAUCGAUCAGCUGGGACCCAACUGCUUCCAUCUGAUGCAACGUCCGAACGUACGGAGCACUUCCAGCGCCAUAUCGACAUCCCUCACUCGAAUACCUUUGCAUACGCGACUACCUUCAGCAAGAUCCUCUUUGCUCCGACGAUGGGUGCUGUUUUGCCAAUGUCCCUACAAUGUACUGGAGCCCGCUGCAGGCGCGCAGAACAUAACCGAACAAUCCCCUUUCUGUCAGAUUAUGGACUCGUAGAGAAGCUGUGGCAAGCCAUCAUUGUUGGCCCCUCUUGGAGCCGCAUCUCAAAUCUUCCCAUCUUCCCCAGCCAACUCUACGGGAGCUUACGAGGCAGUGCACGCCGCCGGAUUUCAUAUGUCAGCCCCAGUUUGUUUCCCAAUGAUUUGGGCACUGGCCAGUUUGACAAUCCCGUCCGGUCGUUGAUCCUGGUCUCACAACGGUUGCUCCCGCCCCUGCCACAUUAUGUAAUCUCGUCUUCUUAUCUUAUCGUCCCAGCUAAGUUGAGGCACGUACCUUACCUUACCUCAGAUGGGAUGGAAGCGUCCAAAAUUUCGAGCUCGUCUCAUCUGUUCGCAUCGCGGGCACUCAGCGACCACCCUAACGGCUGCGAUUACAACGACGACGACGAUCGGCAUCACACGGUGCCGAACGAGAGACGAACAUGGCGCCAAGAUGUUCGGAGCACCACCACGCCUCGUCUUGCUGCGAGAGCGGUUGCAAAUAGUCGCCGCCAUAGCUCCACCCAGGUAGCUCAAGAAUCAAAGUCCACCAGACUCAACCCAGCUCCCGACGACUAUUCCCAACCCAUCUUCGCCGAUAAAGCCUCAGUGACACUUUACGCGGGCCCCGGUGGCCACGGCUGCAUCUCCUUCUUCCGCGACGCAUACCUCCCCGACGGACCCCCCAACGGUGGCGACGGUGGCCAUGGAGGCAACAUCUACAUCCAGGCUGUACACGGCGAGACGUCCCUGCACAAGUUAGCUAGGCGGCGUUUCAUUCGAGCAGGGAAAGGAAAGUCUGGUCAGGGCAGCUCCAAGGGUGGUCAGCGAGGCGAGGACGUCAUCAUCACCGUGCCGGUUGGUACUGUCGUCCGCGAGCUGGCCAGGGAAGACCCCAUUGCCGAGGAUGCGAUCAUGCAGCGCGCUAUGAAAGCGCAAAGGAAGGCCGAGAAGAAGGCCAAAUUGGCCCGUCAGGCUGAGUUAGCGGAGCAAGCGAGGCGAGAGUUGGAGGAAGGCAUUGAAGAGGAGGAUGAAGAGAUGGCGGCGGAAAGGGAGGCGAAAGCGAAAAAGCAGGCCGAGGAUGAAUUCGACGAGCCCGAGGACCCCGAUCGCAGCAAGUUCCUUCUGUACCCUGGCCUCUCAAAGUCGGAUCUGAAGACGAUAUCCCUUCCCAAAGCCCCUACCCGCCAGCGUCUUUACCAUCAACCACCCGGCCCGAUCCAGCUCGACUUGUCGCGCCCGUCUCCGCAACCCAUCCUACUCGCCGUCGGCGGCAUCGGCGGACUCGGCAACCCGCACUUCACGUCGCGCGAGUUCCCGCGGCCCAUCUUCGCCACAAAGGGCGAGCGCGCCGUGACCAUGGAGAUUGAGCUCGAGCUCAAGCUCCUCGCCGACGUCGGGCUCGUGGGGCUACCCAACGCCGGCAAGAGCACCCUGCUGCGCGCCAUCACGAACUCGCGCACCCGCGUAGGUAACUGGGCCUUCACGACGCUGCAGCCGAAUAUCGGCACCGUCGUCUUGGACAGCUACAAGGGCCGCCCCGUGAUCAAGAGCUACAAGCGGUAUCCCGCCGCGGACCCCGCAUACGGCGGCAGCGGAUCACCCGGCGCGGAAGAGGAGGUCCUGGUCGAGCAGCGGACCCGCUUUACGGUAGCCGAUAUUCCCGGUCUCAUCGAGGGCGCCCACUUAGACCGUGGCCUCGGCAUCGCGUUCCUGCGCCACGUCGAGCGUGCCGGCGUGCUCGCCUUCGUCGUCGACCUCUCCGCCGGUCCCGCCGUCAAGGCUCUCAAGGCCCUCUGGAACGAAGUCGGUCUGUACGCGCAGAUGCGCGAGGAAGAAGAGCGCGCGCGCGAGAUCGACUCCCGCGUCGACUGGGACCUCAACGCAGGCACCACGAGCGGGGCCGCCGCUCUGCAAGGAACGCACGGCGCCAUGAUGGUCGCCGACGCACCGCCGGCGCCCCGGCAGGAAUCGGGCCUACACAUCGCGGCCAAGCCGUGGUACGUCGUCGCCACCAAGGCCGACCUCCCCGAGACCCAACAAAAUUUCCGAGACCUCAAGGCCUACCUGGACGAGAUCAAGCAGGGCACCGCGCCGCACCCGAGCGGGAUCGAAAACGCCUGGACGGACAACGUCGCCGCUAUCCCCGUCAGCGCCAUCAAUGGCCAGGGCGUCGAUCGGAUUGUCCACUGGACUGUGGGACUACUUGACGAGUAA